Molecule: messenger RNA, 555 nt
Organism: Trichomonas vaginalis G3
Lineage: Eukaryota; Parabasalia; Trichomonadida; Trichomonadidae
Product: GTPase protein
Exons: 1
Coding region: 1-555 (184 amino acids)
Biological process (GO): Ras protein signal transduction
Cellular component (GO): plasma membrane
Molecular function (GO): GDP binding; GTPase activity; GTP binding
Source: RefSeq, a predicted model, not a curated record
AUGCCUGAAAAGAUCAUCCAUAUUUUAAUGCUCGGAGCUGAUUACUAUGGCAAGCUAGCCAUUACAUUACGGUUCGUUAAAGGGAGUGACGAUGAAAUGAUUCCAACACUUGAAGACACUUUUCAGAAAAACAUUUCUGUUGAUGGUGAAACUUUUGUUUGCGAAACCACCGUUACACCUAAUGGGGAAGACGCGGAGGCAUUAAUAUUACAUUUAAUUAAACAAAGCGAUGCCUUCGGAAUCGUUUAUUCAGUUGAUGACAAGUUUACUUUCGAUUACAUUAGUAAGCUUUAUGACGAUAUCGUCCGCAUAAAGAAGACUAAGAAUCCACCAUGUGUCAUAUUUGCAAACAAAUGCGAACUUCCAGCACCACAUGCCGUCCCAAUUGAAGAUGCUAAAGCAAAAUCUUCUAGAUCAUGGAACAACACUGAAAUUAUUGAAGUUUCAAAAAAUCAAAAUGAUAACAUUAACAAAGGCUUCGAAAAAAUCUGUCGCCUUGCUUUGAAACAGAAUAAUUCUAAGGAUUCUAGUAAUGGAUAUUGCGAAAUUCUAUAA